AUGCCUCAGAAAGAAAACUCCCCGCGCGGGUAUCAACAAGUGCCCUCAAGCGCUCAACAAGAUGCCUCAGUUCACAUCCGCAGUAGCUCCAAAAGCAGGAAUCCUUUUGAUUUCUCCUUCGAAGCUCUUCGCCAGAAUCUUUUCCGUGUGACCUUCACCUCGCCAGAGCAUGUCGUUCCUCCCUACCCGAGCGUCACCAAGCCCGAGACCGAUCUCAAAUAUGUGAAUGUGUUUGCCAAGUCCUCCGGAACAUCGAAGACUAUUGAUGUUGGUGGUGUUACCGCUACGGUCGAGUGGGAGCAGACUCCUGUUGUUUCACUCGCGUGGACUGGCUCCGAUAAGUUUUUGCAUCGGGAUUUGCCUUUACGCUCAUACGUUGCUGAUGGGGAGGGUAUCGCUCACUACUCUGUACAUGACCGAGAGGCAUUGCAUGUUGGCCUGGGUGAGAAAGCUGCGCCAAUGGAUCUCACUGGUCGCAAUUUCCAGCUCUCUGCGACCGACUGUUUCGGAUAUGACGCCUACAACACCGAUCCCCUAUACAAGCAUAUCCCGCUGUUGAUCAAAGCGACCCGGGAAGGCUGUGUGGCUUUGUUCUCGACAACUCAUGGUCGCGGUUCUUGGUCUGUUGGUGCGGAGAUUGAUGGGCUCUGGGGUCACUUCAAGAUCUACCGCCAGGACUAUGGUGGUUUGGAGCAGUACAUGAUCGUGGGAAAGACUCUACAGGAGGUUGUCCGGUCCUACGCCGAGUUGGUGGGGAUGCCACUGCUCGUCCCUCGAUGGGCCUACGGCUAUGUCUCAGGCGGAUACAAGUACACAAUGCUGGAUGAGCCUCGUGCCUCUGAUGCACUGGUUGACUUCGCCGAGACAUUGCAGAGCCAUGGCAUUCCUUGCUCAGGACACCAGAUGAGUUCUGGAUACUCCAUCUCCGAACACGAACCUAAGGUGCGGACCGUGUUCACCUGGAACUACCACCGCUUCCCUGAUCCUGAAGCGUGGAUUAAAAAGAUGCACGAGCACGGCAUUCGUCUCAUCAGUAACAUCAAGCCCUUCCUACUCGCUUCCCACCCCGAUUUCAAACACCUGAUCGAUUCCCGCGGUUUCUUCCAAGACGACUCUAAAGAUCCCGGAUACAUGCAACUAUGGAGCGCCGGAGGUGCCACAGGUGGUGAAGGGUGCCAUAUCGAUUUCACAUCCGAAGCCGCCUUCAAAUGGUGGUACGAUGGAGUCCAAAAGCUCAAGAAAGUCGGCAUCGAUGGUAUGUGGAACGACAACAACGAAUACACUCUUCCCAACGACGACUGGACUCUAGCCCUCGACGAAUCAAUGGUAAACAGCCAAGCAAAAAAGUUCACCCCCAACAACGUCGGCCAGUGGGGUCGCGCCCUCCACACCGAACUAAUGGGCAAAUCCUCCCACGAUGCCCUCCUAAACUUUGAGCCAAAAUAUCGCCCCUUCGUCCUAACUCGCAGCGCAACGGCCGGCACAAUGCGCUACGCAUCAAGCACCUGGUCCGGAGAUAACGUCACAAGCUGGGAAAGUAUGAAAGGAGCAAACGCCCUUUCCCUCAACGCAGGCAUGUCCCUUAUGCAAUACGAAGGCCACGAUAUCGGCGGCUUCGAAGGUCCCCAACCUUCUCCCGAGCUCCUACUGCGCUGGAUCCAGCUUGGCUGUAACUCCAUCCGCUUCACUAUCAACUGCUUCAAGACUUCGCCCGAUAACAACUCUGUUGGAGAGGUUAUUGAGCCGUACAUGUAUCCUGAAAUCACACCUUUGGUUCGUGAUGCUAUCAAGCGUCGCUAUGAGAUCCUGCCGUAUAUAUACUCGCUUGGUCUUCAGAGUCAUCAGUUCGCGACCCCGCCGCAGCGCUGGGUUGGAUGGGGAUACGAAUCUGAUCCGGAGGUGUGGACGAAGAAGCUCAAGGCGGGCGAUACGCAGUUCUGGUUUGGAGAUUCGAUGCUUGUCGGUGGCGUUUAUGAGCCUGGUGUGAACGUUGCGAACAUGUAUCUUCCGAGGAAAUCGGGCUCUUUCGACUACGGAUAUGUUAAUAUGAAUGCUCCGUAUACCUACUUCCCGUCUGGUCAGUGGGUGGAGAUUUCUUCUGAAUGGCGGGAGAGUAUUCCUCUCAUUGCGAAGAUCGGAGGUGCUAUUCCUGUCGGAAAGAAUGUGCAUACUCGUGUGCCUGGUGAUGAUACGGCUGCUUCGAUGGGUGUUAAGGAGCUGGAUGAUUAUCGGGGUGUGGAAGUUUUCCCGCCGAAGGGGUCUUCGCAUGGAACUGUAUUUGAGAACACUUGGUUCGAGGAUGAUGGUAUUGCACAGUUGCCGAAGAUCUCGAACUAUACACUCACUUAUAGCUCUACUGAUGAGAAGGUGAUUGUGCACUUCCAGCGUGAUGAGAGUAGUGGGUUUGUGCCUGCUUGGAAGGAGCUGGAUGUUAUUCUUCACUGUGGUGACUGCCGUGCAGUGAUUAGCUCUUCUGGGCAGGAUAUUGUGGCGAGGGGUGCUGAUGCACGUGGUCGGUUGGUGUACACUAUCAAGGCUUGA
Molecule: messenger RNA, 2541 nt
Organism: Penicillium odoratum
Lineage: Eukaryota; Fungi; Ascomycota; Eurotiomycetes; Eurotiales; Aspergillaceae
Product: putative alpha-glucosidase
Exons: 1
Coding region: 1-2541 (846 amino acids)
Biological process (GO): carbohydrate metabolic process
Molecular function (GO): carbohydrate binding; hydrolase activity, hydrolyzing O-glycosyl compounds
Source: RefSeq, a predicted model, not a curated record